Molecule: messenger RNA, 939 nt
Organism: Eimeria mitis
Lineage: Eukaryota; Apicomplexa; Conoidasida; Eucoccidiorida; Eimeriidae
Exons: 1
Coding region: 1-939 (312 amino acids)
Source: RefSeq, a predicted model, not a curated record
AUGCUGGCCAAACCCAAACGUAGAGACAAACACAGAGAGGGCCCCCCCCCUGAUUCUGCUGCUGUUUCUUCUUCUUCUUUGCCUGACCAGGAGGUACCCUUGGGGGCCCCCGGGGGGCCCCCCCCGGGGGCCCCCCUAGACGAUGGGGGCCCCCGCAGCAGCAGGAGGCGCAGCAGGAGGCUGCGAGACCGCAGCCCCCCAGACUACUCAGCUGACGAGAUAUUGGCCCUUGUUGCACCCCAGCAGCAGCAGCAGCAGCAGCAGCAGCAGCAGCAGCAGCAGCAGCAGCAGCAGCAGCAGCAGCGACAGAAGAAGAGGGGGGCCUCAAAAGGGCAAACCUCAUCAAAGCCUUCAGCUCGUCGCCUACGCAGAGAAGAGAUGAGAGAGGGGGGCCCCCACAGCCGCUCCUGGGGGCCCCCCCUCUCCCUCAGCAGCAGCGGGCAGAUCGAGGGGGCCCCCCAGGGGCCCCUGCAGGGGGCCCCCCCUCAUCAGGGGCCCCAUCAGGGGGGCCCCCCUCUACCCGGUGGCUCUGCAGCUUCUUCUUCGUCUUCUCUUCGGGGUAUAGGUGUACCCUCUGGCUCAGCAGCAGCAGCAGCAACAGCAGCAGCAGCAGCAGCAACAGCAGCAGCCGCAACAACAGCAGCAGAUGAGGCUUGCGUGCUGGUGCCUCUCAACCAGGCUAGGGCCCUUCUAGCUUGUGCAUCUCCUGCUGCAGUUCAGUUUGCUGCUGCAGCAGCAGCAGCAGCAGCAGCAGCAAACCCGUACCCCCAUGAACCCCGCCAGGAGGCCUUCUCCUCAGAUAGCAGGGGGGCCCCCUGGGGGGCCCCCCCACAUAAAAUAGAUGCAGCAACACCAGGAGAGGGGCCCCCCCUGCAUGCAGCACAGGCUCAGGGUCUGGGUAUGGGGCCCCCCUAUCGAUCUACACAUCCUUAUAGGUAA